UCGUGACAUUCGUGUUGACUGUUGGUGUUGAUUUAUCGGAUGUAUCCUUGAGUUAAUUGAGUUUAUUUGCGAAGAAACUUGCCUCUAAGACUAAUCAGUUGAUAAUAAACCGCAUUAAAUACAAAAGGACUAGCACAGGAAAGACUUAAGUCGCCGACCACCGCGACGGACGGACGUCUAACAUGUUGCUUCUCGUGUUGUGCCUCGCGGCCGCCACCGCCGGCUAUGUUGAUAAACAAGCCCCCCCGCAAUGGAACCCCGUGUACUCAGUGAAGGGCGAGCUGAUGAUUCCCUACGCUGAGCUGAUCGAGCCAUUUUCUUCCUGGUUUGACAGCAAGAAUGGCAAGUCCCGCAUCGAUUACUACGGUCAGAUGGUCAAGACCUACCAGAUGACCUCAACAGUGUACCCGAAAUACGGCACGAUGAUCAAAAUCGCACCUGUUACUACAGAAACUGUUCUCAAUAAAGAGACGUGUCUGCAAGUGAACGGGACGGACGGACAGAUGGUCAAUAUACAAAACGUCCUCCCGGAUAUGACGGACUUCAAGUACAUAGGUACUGAAAACAUGCGUGACACCGAGGCCACAAAAUGGCGGAUGACGACCACCAUAGGUGACAAGAUUAAUAAAUACACCAUGUGGGUCAAAUACAAAAAGGAUUUGAAAGGCGACGCCCUGCCUAUACCUAUCAGAUACGAGAUGAAGGGCUUCAACUCCCUGCUGGGCUCUCACUACGACCACUACUAUAUCGAGUACAGUGACUACGAUGUCGAGGACAUUAACCCCGACGUGUUUAAAGUUGACCCGGGUAUGGAGUGCACUUCAUUCCCCGGGCCCGGCGUCCGUCACAUGGCCACUUUCAACCCCAUGAAGGAGUUCGUGCACCCCGUGCACGAGGGGCACGUGCACGACGAGUUCAACAGAUUCAAAAACAAGCACGGCAAGACUUACCACAGCGAUGUGGAACACGAAAAGCGAUUAAACAUCUUCCGUCAGAACCUGCGCUUCGUUCACUCGCAAAACCGCGCACGACGAGGGUAUACUAUGGCCGUCAACCAUCUGGCAGACAGGACUGAUGAUGAAAUGGCCGCGUUGAGGGGCAGGAAAUAUAGCGGACCCAACCCAGGUCUGCCGUUCCCGUACGCGCGGGACGACGUGGAGGAGGAGAGCGACAAGCUGCCGUCCGAGCACGACUGGAGACUCUUCGGCGCCGUCACCCCUGUUAAAGAUCAAUCAGUGUGCGGGUCGUGCUGGUCGUUUGGCACCGUGGGGGCCGUAGAGGGAGCUCUGUUCCUCAAGAACGGGAACCACCUCGUCCGCCUCAGCCAGCAGGCGCUCGUUGACUGCUCCUGGGGUUUCGGUAACAACGGGUGCGACGGUGGCGAGGACUACCGCGCGUAUCAGUGGAUCAUGAAACACGGCUUACCCACUGAGGAAGAUUACGGCGGCUAUCUGGGACAGGACGGUUAUUGUCACAUCGAUAACGUGACCCUGGUGACCUCCAUCAAGGGCUGGGUCAACGUCACCACCAACGACGAGAAAGCUCUAAGGCUGGCCAUCUUCAAGCACGGCCCCAUCUCGGUGGCCAUCGACGCCUCGCACAAGACUUUCAGCUUCUAUUCUCACGGCGUUUACUACGAUCCCGAAUGCAAAAAUAAAGUGGAUCAGCUCGACCACGCGGUGCUGGCGGUCGGGUACGGCGUCCUCAACGGACAGAAAUACUGGCUGGUUAAAAACUCAUGGUCCAACAUGUGGGGCAACGACGGAUACGUGUUAAUGUCGUCCAAGGACAACAACUGCGGCGUCAUGAGCGCGCCCACCUACGUACUCAUGUAGAUUGCAUGUCUAGAGGGGAUGGAAAAUCAUGUUAAAAUCAAUAAAAUUACUAAAAAUUAAAAAGAGAAUUUAGAAAGAAUACCACAUUACCACAAAACGUCAACCUGCCCACAAAAUGGCACUAGAAUGACUGAAACGGAGACGUUUCGCGCUUGCUCGGUCAAAAACGCCAGUCAGUCAGUCAGUUAAAAAAGUGACCUCCAAAAAUCUUAAUUUGGCCGACAUAGUCAACAAAAAUCAUCAAUGGACCAUUUAAGAAACAAUUCAAACCUUAACACCCUUAUAAAGUAUAAUUGAGUGAUGCAACUCACGUAUUGCAUAAGUAAAGUGGAGUCCAGACGGGAUUUUGUCGACGUCAGAAACGAAAUUGGCGUCAAUCUCCAAUUUAUUCCUCAAUGAUUUAAAUUAAACUUUUAAUUGUAUAGUAAAUUUAACAUUCCACUUUCUUUCUUAUUUUAGUAAUAGUAUCUCUACAAUCCAUUUUGGCGCAGGUUUUUCUAUGUAGAUAUCACUUUUUUUUAGUUAAGGUGCGAUGGGGUAAGAUUGAAAGGUUUUUUAAUGCGGGGUAAGAUGAAAAGUCGCCAGUAAUGCCGUAGUAACUAUUUAUUAAUCUGUGGUAAUGCUUCGGCAUACGGAUUUUUGUCUUACUCAUGAAAAACCCGUUCAAUCUUACCCCAACGCACCUUAUAAUAUUUGGUCUUGUAUACUACGAAAGUUGUAGUGAUAUCAAUUUAAUAAUAGAUACUUCUAAAGGUAUUAGUUACGUCAAAAUGAAAAGAUCUAGAGCAAUCCAUGUCAUUUAUAAUGUGUAAGUUUAUUAUAGUAUAAGUUCUUAAAGAUUAGAGCACACCGGCUGCGUGUGCGUGUGUUAAUAUGUUGGAACAGUGCACGCAAACGGUGUGCCGUCUCUCAUACGAAUCUGUAUAUUACAAUUCGCAAGUGCGUGUCCGUAGACGCAUCCGGUGUGCACGUGAUUUAAAACUGUGUAGACAUUUAAAAGAGGUUUGGUUACCCACGGAAUAAAAAUAAACAGUCGCCUUUAA
This is a messenger RNA of Cydia strobilella, 2878 nucleotides long. RefSeq names its product digestive cysteine proteinase 1 (gene 26-29-p). Bases 183 to 1835 code for a protein of 550 amino acids. Gene Ontology annotation, biological process: positive regulation of peptidase activity; immune response; positive regulation of apoptotic signaling pathway. NCBI's taxonomy places the organism in Eukaryota, Metazoa, Arthropoda, Insecta, Lepidoptera, Tortricidae. Gene Ontology annotation, cellular component: lysosome. Gene Ontology annotation, molecular function: cysteine-type endopeptidase activity; cysteine-type endopeptidase activator activity involved in apoptotic process. The record is from RefSeq and is a predicted model, not a curated record. The transcript has 15 exons.